Anguilla anguilla (European eel) is the source of this 17547-nucleotide messenger RNA. RefSeq names its product subcommissural organ spondin (gene scospondin). Lineage: Eukaryota; Metazoa; Chordata; Actinopteri; Anguilliformes; Anguillidae. Gene Ontology annotation, cellular component: extracellular matrix. The transcript has 113 exons. The record is from RefSeq and is a predicted model, not a curated record. Bases 179 to 17362 code for a protein of 5727 amino acids. Gene Ontology annotation, molecular function: protein binding.
UCGUUCCUCCAAUUGCCAUCACCUCAGAUGGCACAGCGAACCCCUGGGAACACCACGGUCCCUUAAAACCUUGACCAGGGACCCUCCAGCCUCAUAUACAAACACGCUGACUUUCUAAGGAAUCUUGCCCCACCGGAGGGAGAGAGGGAGAGAACAGGUACAAGAGCCCCCAGCAUCAAUGAAAACUCAGGCCUAUCCAGGGGAAUUUCCACGGCGAUCUGACAGCACAAUGAAGGCACUGCUUUUAUUUGUCCUGGGAAUGCGUCUGGUGAUGGGAACUGGACACUGGUGUGAACAUGUAGUAGAGGAGCAAGUGGAGAGGAUAAUCUCCCCCCGUCUGCAGCGGGACGUGGGCUGCUCCAACGUGUACCAGUACAAUCUGCAUGGCUGGAAGCUGGAUGUGGACAGGAUGCGUAAAGAACACGGGGGAGAUGACGGCAUCGCACAGUAUUACAGACAGCAGGGCCUAAAUGCAUCCUGCUACCUGUACAAGCCAGCAGAGAAAGACAGCCAGGUGGUAAACAGAACAGUGCGGGGUUGCUGUGAGGGCUGGGCUGGACCUCGCUGUGCAGAGGGUGUGGGUGUGAGGGGUCGCUGCUACUCCACGUGGAGCUGUGAGGAGUUCCCUGGGGUGCACAACUCCUCCCUGAUGCCCCUGGAGCAGUGCUGCAGCAGCCUUUGGGGACUCAGCUGGAGGAAUGCGUCUGACCUUGCCUGCCUCUCCUGCACCUACUCCCUGCUGGCUGACUCCCCGUCCACACCUGUACGUCGCGGGGGGCCUUUGGGGGCACUCCGAAGCCCACAGGGCUCCGCCACAUGCUUGGCAUGGGGCGGGGCGCACUACCGCACCUUCGACCGAAAGCACUUCCACUUUCAGGGCAGCUGCACCUACAUCAUGGCGUCGUCCACAGAUGGGACCUGGGCCGUGUAUCUAAGCACCGUCUGUGACAAAGAGGCACACUGCACCAAGGCACUGAGAAUGAUGUUAGCAAUGGACCUGGUGUCUAUCCAUCAGGGGAACAUGACACUCAAUGGCCGAAUGGUUCCCCAAGGCCAGGCUCUCUUCCAGAAUGGUGUCAGCGUGCACUGGCUUGGAGACUUUGUGUUUGUGGAGAGCGGGUUAGGGGUUAGGGUGAAGUUUGACAUGGGCAAUAGUGUCUACCUGACCGUCACUGCAGAGCACCUCACUGCCACAAGGGGCCUGUGUGGAGUCUACAACAACAAUGCUGAUGAUGACUUCACCACAGUAGGCGGAACUGUUUCCCAGUAUGCUGCCAGUUUCGGGAACUCGUGGCGGGUCCCUGAUCAGCAGACAGAGGGGUGCAGCGAUGCGGCGGAGCUGGGACACAGCUGUGACGUCGUUGCCGAUCCGACGCUGCGUAAGGAGGCGGAGUUGGUGUGCCACAAGCUGCUGGACAGACCCUUCUCACAGUGUCACCACAGGGUGGAUCCAGCAGCGUACACCGACACCUGCCUGUACCUGUACUGCAGCAUGGCCGUUAGAGAACGGGAGGGGGCCACGUGUGACACGCUGGCCAGCUACGCGCGCGAAUGCGCUCAACAGCACAUUAUACUCAACUGGAGGAGCCCGAAGCUCUGUGAGCGGUUAUGUCCGCGGGGACAGGUGUUUUCCGACUGCGUGUCGUCUUGCCCCCCGAGCUGCUCGUCCCCUCUGCCCCCUGCCCCCGGGCAGUGCCGCGAGGAGUGCGUGGGGGGGUGCGAGUGCCCCCCCGGCCUGUACCUGCACCGCGGGACGUGUCUGGCCCGUGAGGACUGUCCCUGCUUCCACCGCCGGCGCACCUACCAGCCCGGGGACACCAUCCCUCAGAGAUGCAACACCUGUGUGUGUAAAGCAGGACAGUGGGAGUGUUCAAAGGAGAGGUGUGCUGCUCAGUGCAGCUUGCUGGGCGGAAUGCAAGUUACCACCUUUGAUAGCAAGAGGUACACCCUGCAGGGCGGAGACUGCGGCUUCAGGGUGGUAGAGGACUUUGUGGACAGUAAACUGCUGGUGACCGUACAGUGUGGUGCGUGCGCAGCAGGGGGGCGGCACGGAUGCCUGAGGGAGAUGUCUGUCACCGCGUUGCGAACUACAGUGACUGUCAGUGACACAGGUGGAGUGACAGUGAACGGCCAAAGGGAGGCGUUGCCCGUGGUGACGGGAGACCUGGUCGUGCGGCAGGCCUCCUCCUCCUUCCUGGUGAUCCAGGCGUUUGGCGCCCAGCUGAUGUGGCACCUCGAUGGAUCCUUUGCCCUCGUCACCCUCCAGCCUGGCUUUGCCCACAAGGUUCGAGGCCUGUGCGGCACGCUGACCUGGAGCCAGCACGAUGACUUCACCACCCCCGAGGGGGACGUGGAGAGCAGCGUCUCCUCCUUCGCCAGCAAGUUCACCACCGCCGACUGUCUGCCCCCCCGGGGGGCCCCGCCGGACCCCUGCGGCACCUACACGCAGAGGAGGCAGUACGCCGAGACCAUUUGCAGCGUCAUCCACAGCUCUGUGUUUCAGCCGUGCCACGAUGUGGUGGAGAGAGAGCCCUACUGGCGGCUGUGCCUGACGGAGGUGUGCGGGUGUACCCCUCAGAGGCAGUGCCAGUGCACCGUCCUCACGGCCUACGCGCGGCAUUGCGCGGAGGAGGGGGUGCCCGUGGGCUGGAGGAACCACACGUUCUGCCCGGUGCAGUGCUCGGGGGGACAGGUGUACCAGGAGUGCGGGCGCGUGUGCGGCGGCUCCUGCGCCGACCUGCAGCUGGACUGGAGCUGCGAGCGGCAGGGCCGCGGCUGCGUGCCAGGCUGCCGGUGCCCCACGGGGCUGGCGCGGGACGACGCGGGGCAGUGCGUGCCCGUGGGCAUGUGCCCCUGCCUGCUGGGGGACGUCAUGCACCACCCAGGCGACACCAUCCAGAACAACUGCAACACCUGUGUGUGUGAGCGGGGCGUAUGGAACUGCACUGAGGAGCGCUGUCCGGAGGUGAGCCAGUGUCCCGGGAUGCUGGUGUACUCCCCGCGCUCCUGCCUGCGCACCUGCUCCAGCCUGGACUCCCCCGGACCCUGCGCUCAGCCUGUGUACGGCUGUGUGUGCCCUGAGGGCACAGUGCUGCUGGGUGACCGCUGUGUCCCCCCAGCUGAGUGUCCCUGUCACCACAACGGCAGAAUGUACUACAACAACGACACAAUCACUAAAGACUGCAACACCUGUGUGUGUCGGGAGCGGCGAUGGCACUGCGGGAACUCCCUCUGCGCGGGGACCUGCGUCGCCACGGGCGACCCGCACUACGUGACCUUCGACGGGCGCUGCUUCUCCUUCCUGGGGGACUGCGAGUACGUGCUGGUGCAGGAGAGGGAGGGGCUGUUCAGCGUCAGCGCCGAAAACGUGCCCUGCGGCAGCACGGGCGUCACCUGCACCAAGUCCGUCACCCUCACCAUGGGCAACACCGCCAUACACCUGCUGAGAGGGAAAUCGGUGACGGUGAACGGCAUGCCCAUCGCUCUGCCCAGGACUUACACUGGCAGCGGACUGAGCCUGGAGCGGGUCGGCCUCUUCGUGUCCCUCUCCUCCCGGCUUGGGCUCACACUGCUCUGGGAUGGAGGUAUGCGGGUGUACGUGCGCCUCUCUCCAAAGUUCCGUGGGAGAGUGGGGGGUCUGUGUGGGAAUUUCGACGGCGACUCGGAGAACGACUUUGUCACGCGCCAGAGUAUCGUGGAGUCCAUCGCUGAGCUCUUUGGCAACUCCUGGAAGGUCAACCCAUCUUGCCCUGAUGUCAAAGAUCAGGACCUACGAGACCCAUGCGCUAUAAACCCUCACCGUGUGACAUGGGCCAGGAAGCGCUGCUCCGUGAUCACCCAGGAGCUGUUCUCAACUUGUCACCAGGAAGUGCCCUUCCAACAGUUCUACGACUGGUGUGUCUUUGAUGCCUGUGGCUGUGACUCUGGUGGGGACUGUGAGUGUCUGUGCACAGCCAUUGCUGCCUACGCUGAGGAGUGCAAUCGCAGAGGAAUCUACAUCCGUUGGAGGUCCCAGGCACUCUGUCCCCUUCAGUGUGAGAAUGGUCUGGUGUACGAGGCCUGUGGAUCGGCCUGCACCCCCACCUGCUCCAGCAGCACACAGAGCUCUGACUCUGACUGCAGCGCCCUCUCCUGUGUGGAGGGCUGCUUCUGCCCCGCUGGAACUGUCUGGAAUGGCAAUAGCUGCAUUGCGCCCUCACUCUGUCCCUGUGAGUGGGAGGGCUCUGUGUUUCCCCCUGGAUCUGCUGUGACUCAAGACUGUCAGAACUGCUCCUGUGCAGCUGGUAGCUGGCUGUGUGAAGGCACCCCGUGCGCCCCGCCCUCUCCCUGCCUGGAGUUGGAGUUCCAGUGCGCGACCGGCCGCUGCGUCCCCUCCCUGUGGGUGUGCGACAACGAGGACGACUGCGGGGACGGCUCGGACGAGCUGUGCGCCGCCACCUGCGCCCCGGGCCUGUUCCACUGCGCCAGCGGCCCCUGCCUGGACCAGGCCCUGCGCUGCGACGGCCAUGCCGACUGCGCCGACCAAUCGGACGAGGAGUUCUGCGCCCCCGCCACCCCGCUUCCCCUGUGCCCCCCGGGCGAGUUCCAGUGCGCCAGCGGCCGCUGCCUGCCCGCCAGCCGCGCAUGCGACGGCCGUCCGGACUGCGGCUUCGCCGAUGACUCCGACGAGCAGGACUGCGGCUCGGCGUGCGGCCAGGGCGAGUUCCGCUGCUCGGGCGGGCGCUGCGUGCCGUACCUCCACCGCUGCGACGGGCACGACGACUGCGGGGACAUGAGCGACGAGCGAGGGUGCGCCUGCCGCCCGGGCGAGCUGCAGUGUCCCGGGGGCCAGUGCGUCCCCGCGGAGAGGGUGUGCGACGGGCACAGGGACUGCCCCACCGGCACGGACGAGGCAGUCUGCCCCCCCACAGUGACCUGUGCCCCUGGUCAGUUUCCCUGUACUGACGGUACUUGUGUGACGAGGGCAAAGCUCUGUGAUGGGGUAACAGACUGCCAGGGUGGAGAGGAUGAGCACCAGGCUAACUGCCACACCGUCACCGUGGCUACUGUAACCGGGCCGACACCAGUCGCGUCAGUUACGCCACCUGUUUCUACUUCUGGCUGUGGGCGGUAUGAGUUUCGCUGUGCCAGCGGGCAGUGUGUGCCGCGGGCGUGGCGCUGCGAUGGCGAGACGGACUGCAGGGACGGCAGUGACGAGCAGCGGUGCGAGCGGGACUGCGGGCCGGGGCAGUUCCUCUGCCUGAGCGGGGACCAGUGUGUGGAGCACCAGCAGCUGUGUGACGGGUCCCCACACUGCAGGGACGCGUCUGACGAGAGCGUGGACAACUGCGGCUCCUCUCAGAUCCCUCCAUGUCCCGGGAGUUUUCGGUGUGAUAACCGCACGUGCGUGAACAUGUCCCGAGUGUGUAACGGUGUGGCAGACUGUCCACAGGGCGAGGACGAGCUGUUGUGUGCCAGGCCUACGGCAACCCCUGCUCCACCAGGCUCCGGAAACACUAGCCGUACCUGCCCAGAGCACACCUGCCUGGAUGGCACCUGUCUCUCCUUCAAAGAGGUGUGUAACGGUAUCCCAGAAUGCCCUGACAACGGGGGACCCUCUGACGAGCAGGGCUGCAGAACCUGGGGACCCUGGGACUCCUGGGGCCCCUGUAGCCACACCUGCGGGACGGGCUCUAAGAGCCGGCAGAGACGCUGCCCACCGGGGGACGCCCUCCGCCACUGCAGGGGGGAAGACGUGCAAACGCAGCAGUGUUUCUCCGUGUCCUGCCCAGUUGACGGCCAGUGGUUGCCAUGGGUAACAUGGUCCAACUGCUCCAAAGGCUGCGGAGGCGUGGAGGUCCGGCAGAGGGGGUGUGUCCCUCCUCAGAACGGGGGCAGGGCCUGUACGGAUCUGUCUGAGGAGCCUGCCGUGUCCACUGAGAUCAAGCCUUGUCCCCAGGACAGCUGUGCCAAUGCCUCGUGUCCAGGAGACCUGAUCAUGAGAAGCUGUGCCUCCUGCCCCCUGACCUGUGCCCACCUGGCCAGCAAUGCCACAUGUGACGUCAACACAACCUGCUUCUCAGGCUGCUGGUGUCCCGAGGGGUGGGUGAUGGACCACGCCCAGCGGUGCGUUCGGGCGGAGGAGUGCGUCUGCGAGGUUUCGGGCGUUCGCUACUGGCCCGGGCAGCAGGUGAAGGCGGGGUGUGAGAUCUGCACCUGCGUGAGGGGCCGACCCCAGCGCUGCCGGCCCAACCCCGAGUGUGCAGUGCAUUGUGGGUGGUCGUCCUGGUCCCCGUGGGGAGAGUGCCUGGGCCCGUGUGGGGUGCAGAGCGUCCAGUGGUCCUUCAGGAGCCCCAACAACCCCACUAAGCACGGCAACGGGCGGCAGUGCCGGGGGAUAUACCGCAAAGCUCGCCGCUGUCAGACAAACCCAUGUGAUGAGUGUGAGUUCCAAGGCCUAACCCACGCUAUCGGGGACCACUGGAGGGGGGGGCAGUGCCAGCUGUGCCAGUGCCUGCCCAACCUCACCGUGCAGUGCGCCCCCUUCUGCCCACACUCUGCCGGGUGCCCUGAGGGGCAGACCCUCGUUCCAGCAGAUGGAGACAGGUGUUGCUAUUGUGCAGAAACAGCUGGCAAUGGCACCAUCGUCCUGACAACCCCAGCGUCUCUCCCCAUCAGCAUCGUGCCCUCCAUGCCACCAGAGGGCCCCCUACACCCGAUUCCCACCUAUCCCCUUCCUGCUGCUGAUGAAUGCUGGAGUCCUUUGGGGGUACAGUCUCUCCCGGAUUCCAGUUUCAACGCCUCCUCGCAGCAGAGGGGCCACCCGCCCUCGGCGGGGCGGCUCUACGCCCGGGACCCCCACAGCGACCUGCAGGGCUGGAGCCCGGAGCCGGAGCAGUACCGCGACCUGCCACCGUGGGCCCCCGAGGUCCACUACAGCGACUACAGCGACCGCGCCGUACAGCCGCCGCACCUGCAGCUGGACCUGCUCACGCCCCGCAACAUCACGGGUAUCAUAACCCAGGGUGGAGGUGUGUUUGAUGCAUUUGUGUCCAGUUUCUACCUGCAGUUCAGUAAUGAUGGGAGACAGUGGUACACCUACCAGGAGCUGAUCACUGAUGCUCGCCCUCGAGCCAAGGUGUUCCUUGGUAACCGCGACGACAGCGGCGUGGUGCAGGUCCGGCUGGACAGAAUGGUGUCCGCGCGGUACGUGCGCAUCCUACCGCACGACUUCCAGAACGGAAUCUAUCUGAGGGUGGAGCUGCUGGGCUGUGGAGAAGGUCCCCAGGAGCUGUCCACCCCUUCCCCCUCCGUGCUGCCUCUUACCCCCUGGAGGCCUUGCCGGGAGCAGGAGUUCCGUUGUGGGAACGGGCGCUGCGUGCCCGCGGGACCCCAGGGGGUCUUAUGCAACGGGGUUAACGACUGCGGGGACGCCUCAGACGAGCUGCACUGCGGUUCCCAGCCCCCUCCGACAUCACGUAGCCCUCAGGGCUGCCUGAGAGGGCAGUUCUCCUGCCCGCCACCAGGGGGCUGCAUCGAAGCGGCUCAGCGUUGUGACGGAGUGCCACACUGCCCUGAUGGAGCUGAUGAAAGGAGCUGCUUCCCCGGCUCGAACUUCACCACCCCUUCCCCAGGAGGGCCGUCCCGUCGCAGCACCCCUGGCAUGGCCGCUGUCACUUUGCCCCAGCUGGGCACCUCUGCGGCACCCGGAGAAGGGGAGCCUGGAUGGAAAGGCAUCUGCUCCUCCCCUCUUGGCCUGGAGGACGGUCGGAUCCAAUACGGCCAGCUGAGCUCCUCCACGAAUCGCCAGAACAACCCUGCCGACGCCGGCCGUCUCAACAUCGUGCCGAAUGUGCUGAUUAUGGAGCCGGGGUGGAGUCCCCUCCAGGAAGACCCCCAGCCCUACUUCCAGGUGGACCUGCGGGAGCCCACCUGGGUGUCCGGGGUCGUAAUGCAGGGCAGCGAGGGGACCUCCGGCUACCUCACCAAAUACCGCCUGGCCUUCGCCCUCGUGGAAGGCAACUUCACAGACUACAAUGAGAAGUCAGACAGAGGCUCCCCGAUCAAGGUGUUUGACGUCCGCAUGGUGGGCAGGACCCCGAUUACCCGAUGGCUGGGCAGGCUGGUGCGGGCGCGCUUCCUCCGCAUCAUCGCCGUGGAGUUCCGCCACACCUUUUACCUCCGAGUGGAAAUCCUGGGCUGUAAAUUAGAUGAGUUGGUUACCCCCAGCAGCGCCACGUUGCCCCCAGGCGGAGGCGCGGUCACCCCUGUGCUCUGUGAGAGCGGGCAGUUUGCGUGCCACGGCGGAGGCUGCGUCCCCGUCUCCGCGCUGUGUGACGGCCAGCAGGACUGCGCCGACCACUCCGAUGAGCUGGGCUGCGGUACAAGUGCAACCACAAGACUCCCCGGUCUCCAGGACCGGACCGGCCCCACGGGAAGUCCAGGCGUUCUGGGCCCGACCACGCCCAAGAGGUCCUAUCACACCGGGGGUCCGGGGCUCCACACCAAAGAGCCGCAAGAUGGGCGGCCAGGACUGGAGACCCCAGCGUCACACACCACAGGGGCCCCAGGGCUGGGCCCAGAAGAUUCAGGGCCCACAGGAAAACCAGGCAUUCAUGACAUCAGCGGUUUCACGCCAACGCCCACAGAUGAAGGCCUACCCAGAGUCUUCUGCGUGGAAGGCCAGUUUGCCUGUCAGACGUUUGGCUGCGUGGACACCAUGUUCGUGUGUGAUGGACAGGAAGACUGUCCAGAUGGCUCUGAUGAAGAUCGGUGUGGAAGUCCAUCUCCACCUCCAGUGCCUGUGGUGCCAUCAGGGCGCCCCCUGGUGCCUAGCCCCUGUUCUGCAAAGCAGUUCUCCUGUGGCAGUGGGGAGUGUGUGCACCUGGACAGGAAGUGCGACCUUCAGAAGGACUGCUUGGACGGGUCUGACGAGAAGGGCUGCGUGGACUGCAUCCUGUCCCCCUGGACCCAGUGGAGCCAGUGCAGCGUCUCCUGCGGCCUGGGGUCCCUGUUCCGCCAGCGGGACGUCCUGAGGGAGGCCCAGCCGGGCGGGGAGUGCGGGGGCGCUCUGUUUGACAGCCGCGCCUGCUUCACCCAGGCCUGCCGCGUGGAUGGUCAGUGGUCCGAGUGGACGGAGUGGUCCCAGUGCAAUGUGCAGUGCAGCGGAGGUGUGCGCGUGAGGAACAGGUCCUGCUCCAACCCCCCUCCCAAAAAUGGCGGGCGGGAGUGCCAGGGCAUGACCCUGCAGACCCAAGGCUGCAACACCCAGCCCUGUGGGCCCAGCAUCGACUCACACACAGGCUGCAGCAGUGGAAUGGUGCUGGUCAAAGAGGCAGAUUGCCUGGCUGGCAGAGUAGAGCCAUGCCCACUGACCUGCCCAGACAUCUCUUCUCAGAGGAACUGUACCUCACUCUGCAUCACAGGCUGUCGCUGUCCCGCUGGCCAGUUCCUGCAGGAGGGGCACUGUGUUAAUGCCAGCCAGUGUGCCUGCUUGUGGGAAGGCGGUGUCCUUCAGCCUGGCGAGGAAGUCAUCAAGGGGAACUGCAGCACAUGUGUUUGCCUUGAUGGGCAUGUCUCCUGCAAUGACACCUCCUGCAUUACUCUCUGUGAUUGGUCAGCCUGGUCGUCAUGGACACCAUGUGACAGCACCUGUGGCAUUGGCCUACAGCAGCGAUACAGGUCUCCUGUCACCCCAGCUGGCCGGAUCAGACCCCCCUGUCCUGGGGACUCCACCGAGGCCCGGCAGUGUUUUACGCCCUGUCCCACAGGGCCGGAUCAGCAGGGGGCGCCAUGGGGCCAGUGGACGGCGUGGUCUCAGUGCAGCAAGUCCUGCUUCCUGCACGUGGACGAGGUGGGGCAGAGGAGGAGGUUCCGCAGCUGCAAUCACACAGACAGCACCUCCUGCCAGGGGGAGACAGAGGAGCAGGAGCCCUGCAACACCCUGCUGUGCCAAGUGCACGGCGGCUGGUCGCCAUGGUCGCUGUGGUCCGCGUGCUCCUCGGACUGCGACUCGGGGGCUCAGACCAGGCAGCGACUGUGCAGCUCCCCUCCCCCGCAGCACGGGGGUCAGCCCUGCCCCGGCCCGCACAUUCAGACGCGCGACUGCAACACCCACCCCUGCUCAGAGGUGUGUCCUCCGGGGAUGACCUACAUGAGUGCCGACCAGUGCGAGGUGCACGGAGGGGCGUGUCCACGGGUGUGCCUGGACAUGACGCCCACGGUGGAGUGCGCCACCGCCUGCUACGACGGCUGCUACUGCACCCCGGGCUUCUACCUGUUCAACAACUCCUGCGUGCCCCUGGCUGAGUGCCCGUGCUACCACCAGGGGGCGCUCCACGGCCCGGGAGAAAACGUCUCACUGGACGCCUGCAACAACUGCACAUGUAAUAACGGAGAGAUGGAGUGUGGAACAGAGCCAUGCCCUGUUGACUGUGGCUGGAGCAGCUGGACAGGUUGGAGCAUGUGCAGCCGGACCUGCGACGUGGGCGUGAGGAGGCGGUACCGCUCGGGGACCAAUCCCGUGCCGGCCUUCGGGGGGCGUGCCUGUGAGGGAGACAGAGUGGCGAUGGACUCGUGCAGCCUGGAGCCCUGUCGGGGUAUGAAGGAGCCGUGGAGCUCAUGGUCGGAGUGCUCCGUGUCCUGCGGUGGGGGGUACAGGAACAGGACUCGAGGGGUGCAGAAAACCCACGGGACGGCGCAGCAGUUCAGCGCCUGCAACCUGCAGCCGUGCGGUAAUGAGCUGAUCUGUCCAGGGGAGCAGCAGUGGUCAGCGUGCGUGAGGAUGCCGCUGACCUGCUCUGACCUCAGCGCAGACUUGACCAACACGAGCUGUACCCCGGGUUGUCAGUGCCCCCAAGGCCUAGUCCUCCAGGAUCGACACUGCGUCUCCGAGUCCCAGUGCCGCUGCGAGGUGGACGGGAAACAGCACGAGCCGGGGGAGACCGUGACCAGGGACUGCAACAACUGCACCUGCAUGUCAGGCCAGCUGGUAAACUGCACCGAAGUGGACUGUAACGUGGAUGGCCAUUGGUCGCCCUGGACCCCCUGGAGCGAGUGCUCGGUGACGUGCGGCCCGGGGCUUCAGGCUCGGUACCGGUUCUGCUCCGACCCCGAGCGGUCCGGGAGCGGGCUGCCCUGCCUGGGCCCGGACCGGGAGGACCAGGUCUGCGUGCUGCCCGCCUGCGACCGGAACGGGGGCUGGGGCAACUGGAGCGUGUGGACGGACUGUACCAAGUCAUGCGGCGGGGGAGUGCGCACCCGCAGGCGGGAGUGCGACAGUCCAGCGCCCGAGGGGGAGGGGGACUACUGCGAAGGCCAGGGAACGGAGAUCAGCCUCUGCAACACUGACCACUGCCCAGUUGCUCCCUGCACUGAGGUUCCAGGAACAGCGUUCAGCAGCUGUGGGCCCUCCUGUCCCCGCUCCUGCGAUGACUUGGCCUACUGCGACUGGCGCUGUGAGCCCGGAUGUUACUGCACGGGCGGAAAAGUGCUGAACGACAACGGGACGUCCUGCGUGGAGACUGAUGACUGCCCCUGCCUGGACCUGAGCACCAGUCAGCGUCUGCCACCCGGGGGCACCGUCCUGAACACCGACGGCUGUAACAACUGUACCUGUGAGGGAGGAAGACUCUCCUGUGGUAGUGACCCCUGUCCAGUGGACGGAGGGUGGUGCGAGUGGUCCAGCUGGACCCCGUGCUCUCGGACCUGUGGAGCAGAGCGGGUGUCCCGCUACCGCAGCUGUGGAUGCCCCGAGCCGAAGGGGGGUGGAGCCGCCUGCCCUGGGGUGCAGGAGGUGCACGGAGGGGUGGGGGUGCAGAUCCAGAGACAGCCCUGUCCCGGCAUCAGCUUCUGUCCAGUCCAUGGGUCGUGGGGCCCCUGGGGCUCAUGGUCAGAGUGUGACGUGUGUGCGGGGGAGUCCGUGCGCAGCAGGGAGUGCAACAGCCCCCCUGCCAGGUUCGGCGGGCUGCCCUGCCUCGGGGAGGGACGCCAGAGCCGCGGUUGCCACGACAACGUCACCGACUGUUCGGAGUGUGGUGGAGGUCAAGAAGAAUGGCCUUGUGGGAAGCCGUGUCCGCGCUCCUGCUCUGAUCUCCACGUGGACACCGUGUGCGUAGACACGCCUGAGUGCCGUCCCUCCUGUGGUUGCCCUGGCGACCAGCUUCUACAGGACGGGCAGUGUGUGCAACGUGAGGAGUGUCGCUGUAAAUUCCACAACACCACUGCAGGGGAGCUGGGUUCAGGUAAUGCUACCUUGACCUGGCCGGGUCUCCCAGACUGGCAGUUUGCUGAACCUGGAGAUACCAUCAUCAGCGCUUGUAACAACUGCACCUGUGAAGAGGGCGUCCUAAAAUGCCAAUCCGUUCCCGGUUGCCAUGUGGAUGGUGGAUGGAGCCAAUGGGGAGCGUGGUCAGAAUGUUCGGCCCCGUGUGGGGGUGGAGUCAAGCUCCGGUCACGACAAUGCGAUAACCCCAGCCCCCAGAAUGGUGGGAGGGGCUGCGCAGGGGUAUCCGAGCAACAGAAGGACUGUAACACCCAGCACUGCACAGAUUCUGGUCCCUGGUUCGACUGGUCGCCCUGGUCCGAGUGCACGGUGAGCUGUGGUGGGGGCGAGCAGUCCCGGACCCGCGAGUGUCGCUUCCCCCCCUGUCCCGGGCUGAAACGGCAGAGUAAAACCUGCAACACCCAGGUGUGCCUUGAGGUGGGGUGCCCGCCUGGCCGUCUGUACCGGGAGUGUGAGAGGGGCGAGGGGUGUCCGUUCAGCUGCGCCCAGGUCAGCGGGCGUGAGGGCUGCUACUCCGAAGGCUGCGAGGAGGGGUGCCACUGCCCCCCCCAAACCUUCCAGCACCGCGGCUCCUGCGUGCAGGAGUGUCCCUGUGAGGUGGAUCGGGAGCUCUUGUCCUUGCUGCAGAACGUGUCGGUGACCUCUGACCCUCAAGAUGCUGGAGCACAAAACCUGACGGAGGGGGCGGUGCUACAGUCUGGAGAGACGUUCAUACACCAGUGCAGCUCAUGCUCCUGUCAGCACGGGCGGUGGAACUGCUCCCUCGAGCCGUGCCCGCUGGACGGGGGCCUGUCCCCCUGGGGCCCCUGGGGGCCCUGCUCGUUGUCCUGCGGCGGUCUGGGGCAGAAGCACCGCGCCCGGAGCUGCAGCGACCCGGCCCCGGCGCACGGGGGGCAGGACUGCCAGGGCCCGCUGAGGGAGAGCGCCUACUGCCAGGCCCCCGACUGCCCAGUGGUCACAGUUCCCACAGAAGAGCCCACCGGUCCAGAUGAGGAUGCAGGUUUCUCUCCAUGGUCUGCGUGGAGCUCCUGCUCUCGGUCCUGCACUGAUACUCUGAACCCGGCUCUGAAGUCUCGGAAGAGGGAGUGUGUCCGUCCGCCCUGUGCUGGGGAGAUUCGCCAGGAGAGAGCCUGCAACCUGCCCCAGUGUCCAGACGGAGGACCCUGCCAAGGUGAGAGCUGCGCGGCGAGGAACUGCUCGUGGACGGACUGGGGCGACUGGGGGGCGUGCUCUCGCUCCUGCGGCGUGGGCCAGCAGCUGCGAAUCAGGACCUACCUGUCGCCCGGCGUCAGCGGCUCCUGGUGCGAAGGCAUCCUGGGCGGGAACAUCGAGAGCCGCUUCUGCAACAUCCGCGCGUGCAGAGUGGAUGGAGGCUGGUCUCGCUGGAGCCCGUGGUCUCGCUGUGACAAGCAGUGUGGGGGUGGGCGCUCCAUUCGGACCCGCUCCUGCUCCAGCCCCCCUCCCAAAAACGGGGGGAGCAACUGCGAGGGGGAGAAGAACCAGGUGAAGCCGUGCAACACCAAACCCUGCGACGACGGAGGGUGCCCACCCGGGCAGGAGUUUGUGCCGUGUGCCAACGAGUGUCCCCAGCGCUGCUCGGACCUGCAGCAGGGCAUCCGGUGCCAGGAGGGCACAGAGUGCCAGCCCGGCUGCCGCUGCCCGCCAGGUCGGCUGCAGCAGGACGGCGCGUGCGUGCAGACGUGGCAGUGCGACUGCGCAGACAGCCUGGGCCAGAGCUGGGCGGCGGGCAGCUGGCACCAGCACGACUGCAACAACUGCAGCUGCGCGGACGGCGUCCUGUCCUGCACCAAUCAGAGCUGCGGAGAGGCCACGUGCACGUGGAGCUCCUGGUCGGCCUGGGCGCCCUGCAGCGCCUCCUGCGGGUCGGGGCAGAGGACGCGUUUCAGGUCGUUGACCCCGGACUCGGGCGACGCGGACUGCCAGUUUGAGGAGGUGCAGAACAAACCGUGUGACCUCGGGCAGUGCCCCCCACUCUGUCUCCACGACGACCAGGAGCUGUCAGUCGGGGACACGUGGCUGGAGGGAGAGUGUGAGCAAUGCACCUGCACACCAGAAGGAGACUACUGCCAGGGCAUUGACUGUCAAGUCGACGGCGGCUGGACUCCGUGGUCCGUGUGGUCCGACUGCCCCGUGACCUGCGGGCGCGGGACCCAGAUUCGAACCCGCGCCUGCAUCAACCCUCCGCCACGCAACAACGGGACGCGCUGCCCGGGACCUGAGAGAGAGGCCCAGGACUGCCCCGUCCCCCCCUGCCUCGAUGACCUUUGCCCUUGGUCUCGCUGGUCCGUGUGCUCCCGCGGCUGCGGCGCGGGGGUGACCUUGCGCCGCAGGAAGUGCGCGUGCGACGAGGCGGGGGAGACCGCCUGCCCGCCCGAAAUUGAGGAGGAGCGGCACAAGGAGGAGACCCGGCUCUGCUACGAACAGCCCUGCCCCGACUGCCCCAUGUCUGCUUGGAGUGAGUGGACUAAUUGCUCCUGCGUGUCCCAGAUGCAGCAGCGCUACCGCGCACCGCUCUCUCCCGCCAUCAGGGGGCAGCAGUGCCCAGGGCUGGAGACACAGAGCCUGGCCUGCCAGACUGGAGACUGUGAGGACUGCGAAGAGCCUUUCGAGUUUUUGGAGUGUGGCACCCCCUGUGAGAAGCAGUGUGCACUGCAGGGACAGAAGGAGACCUGUGCAGUAUCCCCACAAUGCACACCUGGCUGUUACUGUCCUCAGGGCCUGUUGCAGCAGAACGGAACGUGUGUUCCCCCCGAGCAGUGCGGCUGCGUGUAUCUGCAGCACCUGGACACCGGGAGCCCCAUCGCUGUCACCGUCCAGCAGGGGGCGCUGGUGAAAAUGGGCUGCAGCACUUGCCUCUGUCAGAAUGGAACACUGCAGUGUGACACUCGAGAGUGUGAAGCUUCCCUAAGCGAGUGGUCAGAGUGGACCCCCUGCUCCCCCUGCGUGCCCGCCUCCACCCUGCGCCCCAACGUCGCCCCUCCGGACAGCGCCCAGCUGCUGUCGGUCCAGCGGCGCUUCCGGGCCUGCCUGGACCUGGACUCCGGCCUGCCGGUCGGCAACGAGACGGCUCAGUGCGCCGGGGAGCUGGAGGAGGAGAGGCUGUGCCCAGACCCCACCGCGUGCCAAGAUCUGUGUCAGUGGAGUGUGUGGGGCCCGUGGAGUGCCUGUCGUGACCCCUGCAGUGGUGGCUUCAGGCAGCGACACAGACAGCCACAAGUCAACCCUCCAGGACCCCGUUGUCGGUGGCAACAAUCCCAGACACAGAGCUGCAACACUGCACUUUGCCCAGGAGAACGGUGUGAGGACAGGGGGCGGGCCUACCGCGUUUCCUGCGCCAAUCAGUGUCCCCGGAGCUGCACUGACCUCUGGGAGCACGUGCAGUGUCUACAGGGACCCUGUCACCAAGGCUGUCGAUGCCCGGACGGCUGGCUGCUUCAGGACGGGGCGUGCGUCGAGGUGUCCGCGUGUCGCUGUGGCAUCCCUGCGGAGAACGGCACCUUGGAGAUCUUACCGGGAGGGAACAUCACCGUGGACUGCAACACCUGCCUGUGUGAGAACGGCUCUCUGGUCUGCUCGGACCUGCGCUGCCCGGUGUACGGGGCCUGGGGGCCCUGGAGCAGCUGCUCCGCCUCCUGUGGGAGGGGCCAGAGGACCCGGAGCAGGCUGUGCCAGGCCACGGAGGGGGGGCCACCCUGCACCGAGACUGACCAGAAUGAACCCUGCCUGCUGCUGCCCUCCUGUCCAGCGGGCUGUGUUCUGAGCGAGUGGUCACCCUGGAGCCUGUGCAGCGCCUCCUGUGGUGGAGGACUGUCGGUGCGAAACAAGACCAUAUUACAGCCGCCUCAGCCUGGGGGCCAGGACUGCCCCUCUCCCCUGGAGCAGCACACUGCCUGCAAUACACACAGCUGUCAGCCAGAGUGCCCCGAGGGCCAGGUGUUCAGCUCCUGUGCCAGCUCCUGCCCCUACACCUGCGCGGACCUGUGGCUGGAGGCUCAGUGUGUGCCAGGACCCUGCCGACCAGGCUGCACCUGCGCACCGGGGAAGGUGCUGUUGGAAGGGUCAUGUGUCCCCCAUGCCUCGUGCCCCUGCUCCUCCCUGUCUUUCCACGGGACCCUAAAUCUGACCCUUGAUGAACCAAGAGGCCUGAUCCCUCCUGGCACUGUUGUACAGCAGCUCUGUAACACCUGUGUUUGUGAUGGAGGUGUAUUCUUCUGUACCGAGGAUUCCUGUGAUGUGGACUGCGAGUGGGGCAGCUGGUCUGACUGGAGCCCCUGCUCUGUCAGCUGUGGUGUUGGGGAGCAGCAGUCGGGCCGGGUGGUCCUGCGGGCCCGUCAGUAUGGUGGGGCAGAGUGUGAGGGACCCGCAAGGCGCUCCAGAACCUGCCAAGCACCCGACUGUGCGUGCCCCGCGGGGGAGCGCUGGUGGAGGGGAGGGUCGGAGGCCGCGCCCACCUGCGAGAGGAGCUGCAGGGAGAUGUACCUGGCCACGCCCUUCAACUGCAGCGAGCGCGCCCUCGAGCAGGGCUGCGUGUGCGAGGAGGGCCUCUACCGAAACUCGGCGGGGCGUUGCGUGAUAGCUGCGCUUUGCGAGUGCUACGAGGAGGGGGCGUGGAGAGAGGCAGGGACGGAGUGGGAGGAGGGGUGCCAGUCCUGUCGCUGUCUGAAUGGGCUGAAGCAGUGCCAGUCCGGGUGCCCACCUUUAGUGUGCGAUGAGGGUGAAGUUAAAGUGGAGGAGGCAGGAAGCUGCUGUCCGGUCUGCAGGAAGGAGUUCCCAGGGGAGCCUGUGGCUGAGUGUCGGCGCUACACGGAGGUCAGGAACAUCACUAAGGGAGACUGUCGUCUUGACAACGUGGAAGUCAGCUACUGCAGAGGGCGCUGUUUGUCUAGAACCAACGUCAUCUUGGAGGAGCCCUACCUGCUGGCCAUGUGCGACUGCUGCAGCUACAGGCUGGACCCGCACAGCCCCGUGCGCUUCCUCAGCCUGCAGUGUGACAGCGGCGAGACCGAGCCCGUGGUCCUUCCCAUCAUACACAGCUGCGAGUGCACCAGCUGUCAGGGAGGAGACCUAUCCAGGCGCUGACCAUGCUGAAAAGGAAGGACAGACAGCCCUGGACAGACGGACAUAGUCGCUCUGUUAAAUUGUGUUGUAGACCGUAGUCAUUAUAUGACUGAAAUCCCAUUUAUAGAGUGCCUUAUGAUACUCAGAGAUUCAUAUUAUUCUGUACAGCUUUUAUAUCAUUUCCAAUAAAAUUGGAGCAUACCCCA